ACAUGAAGAACGUCUGAGUCCAAACUCACAGCAGAUCAGCAUCACAUAUACUGCAUAUAUAUAUAAGUCACCAUGACUGAGAGCUAUCACACAGAUUUGACGGCGGAGGAGCAGAUGGAGAUCGAGCAGCUGAAGAUGCACAAGCAGAUCCUGCUGGAGGACAUUGAAAAACUAAAGAACCAGAUUGAAAACGUCAUGACAGAUAUCCAGGAUUUCAAAUCAGCAGAAGACAAUAAGAUGCUGGAGAGGGAGAAACGCUUCUGUAGCGGCAAGAAGAAAUUCAACAUGCAUCCUAAAAAGGGAAUCAAGUAUCUGGUGGAUAAUGAGCUUCUGGAUUGGAAACCAGAGCCAGUGGCUGAGUUUCUGUAUAAAGAGGAAGGACUGAAUAAGACCGCCAUCGGAGACUUCCUAGGAGAGAGGGAGGACAUGCACCUGCAGAUUCUCAAAGCGUUCGUGGAGCUGCACGAGUUUUCAGAUCUUAACCUGGUUCAGGCGUUACGACAGUUCUUGUGGAGUUUCCGUCUGCCGGGUGAAGCUCAGAAGAUCGACCGCAUGAUGGAGGCCUUCGCCACACGCUACUGUAACUGCAACGCCAACGUCUUCCAGUCCACAGACACGUGUUAUAUCCUGUCAUUUGCCAUCAUCAUGUUGAACACGAGUCUGCACAAUCCCAACGUGAAGGACAAGACCUCGCUCGAGAGAUUCAUCAGCAUGAACCGCGGCAUUAACAACGGACAAGAUCUGCCCGACGACCUUCUGACGAAUCUGUACAACAGCAUACGCAACGAACCCUUCAAAAUCCCAGAGGAUGAUGGGAACGAUCUGACGCACACCUUCUUCAACCCGGACCGAGAGGGCUGGCUGCUCAAACUGGGCGGCCGUGUGAAGACGUGGAAGAGACGCUGGUUCAUUCUGACUGAUAACUGCCUGUAUUAUUUUGAAUUUACCACGGACAAAGAGCCGCGUGGCAUCAUUCCUCUGGAGAAUCUGUGUGUGAGGGAAGUCAUGUUUCCACGCAAACCGUAUUGUUUGGAGCUGUAUAACCCCAACAGCCGGGGUCAGAAGAUCAAGGCGUGUAAGACAGAGACGGAUGGACGUGUGGUGGAAGGGAAGCAUCAGUCGUACACCAUCUGCGCCGCUUCAGCCGAGGAAAGAGACGACUGGAUCGAAUCCAUCAGGGCCAGCAUCACUAAAGACCCCUUCUAUGAUCUAGUGUCCACCCGCAAAAAGAAAGUCAUCAACAAAGUGGCAGAGAAAUGACGAAACGACUGAACUACAACCACAAACGGACAGAACUAUAAGAGAGCACUGCUUAUUUAUUAAAGCUCAAGAGAUCAGCUCUGUCUCAGACGUUUCUCCUGAAAGUCCUUAGACAUACAGAUUCAAAUGAGUCAAUAGUUGUGAGUAUAGACCAAUGAAAUGAAUGUGAAGCAGCUCUGAUCAUUUGAAGAGAAUGCUGAGUUCAUAUUGAGAUCAUUUGAGACAUUGCUGAGAUCUUUUCUGAAAGAAUCUUUUCACUGCCUGUUGAUUUUAACGUCGUUUCUCAGAGGUUUCUCUCUCUAGCUCAGGAAAUGUAAGAAGUAUCAACUUGGUCUCAGAUGUUGCUCCUGAAAUUCAUCAGGAAAAGUAAAAAUAGGGCCAAAUGAGUCACUAGUUCUCAUCCAGCAAGACAUUAUUUGAUGAGACAUUAUUGGGAUGUUUUCUGAAACUCUAGAAAGACACAUGUGAGAUUACUGGUGUCUUUUUUGGAAGUGAAUGUUCAUUUGACCUCAUGAAGAGACAGAUUGUGUUCAUGUUUAACAUGCGAAUGCAUCCAUUCCAGAAAGCGGCAGUGAUGUGUGACGCUCCAGAGAUUCCCCUUAAACACAUUCAGGACAAACACAGUGACUUUGAUUUCUU
Molecule: messenger RNA, 1899 nt
Organism: Sinocyclocheilus rhinocerous
Lineage: Eukaryota; Metazoa; Chordata; Actinopteri; Cypriniformes; Cyprinidae
Gene: cyth4b
Product: cytohesin 4b
Exons: 14
Coding region: 73-1260 (395 amino acids)
Biological process (GO): regulation of ARF protein signal transduction
Molecular function (GO): guanyl-nucleotide exchange factor activity
Source: RefSeq, a predicted model, not a curated record